Messenger RNA from Microsporum canis CBS 113480, 3297 nucleotides. RefSeq names its product nuclear transcription factor. Gene Ontology annotation, cellular component: nucleus. The transcript has a single exon. Gene Ontology annotation, molecular function: zinc ion binding; DNA-binding transcription factor activity, RNA polymerase II-specific; RNA polymerase II transcription regulatory region sequence-specific DNA binding. Lineage: Eukaryota; Fungi; Ascomycota; Eurotiomycetes; Onygenales; Arthrodermataceae. Gene Ontology annotation, biological process: negative regulation of transcription by RNA polymerase II. The coding region runs from base 1 to 3297 and encodes 1098 amino acids. The record is from RefSeq and is a predicted model, not a curated record.
AUGACGUCGGUAGAUGUGCCCGCGCCUACGACAGCUUCGUCUUCGGUGGCUAAUACAGCUAAUGGACCUUUGCGGCCGCAUGGAGGUCAUAGAGGAGGUAGAGGCAGAGUCUCGCAUCGUCGAGGAAGAGGACGAGGACGAGGCGAUGGAGUUGCAGUUGUAGAUGGAGCUCAGCAGCAGCAGCAGCCAGAAGGACAACCACAGCCACCACAGGAACAAGAACAGCAACGAAGGCCCAGACGCGGUCGAGGGAGAGGAAGAGGCGCCUCUCACGCCGGACGGUCAGAAGUAGUGACGACAAGGACGUUUCGUGGCAGGUUGACCCGGCCAAACGAGCCCGCAUCCCCAAGCUCAGCUCAUGGAAGCACCAGCAACCACACGUCUCAAGGCCAGAAACACAGUGACGGAGCCGAGUCUUCCUCCUUACGGCCAGAUGCGUCGGUGUUUGUGCCUGGACGGCGUCACCAGGCUCUUCAUCCUGCUCCUCCUUCAUCCUCCACAGCAUCUACUCCGAAACAGCCACGACGGCACCAUAACAAACCUACCAGGUCUCUCACCAAAUCGGUAGCAGACAACAUCACCACGCGUAUCCACGAGGAUAUCUCAAACGGGCUCUAUGAGUGUCCAAUCUGCACGUCUGAACUUGGCCCCAAGUCCAAGGUCUGGUCAUGCAGACAGUGCUGGACCGUUUUCCAUCUCCACUGUAUCAAGAAAUGGUCAACUAACGAGGGAUCCGUACACACCAGGCCACGGGAUCAGGAACAGCAGGAUGACUCCCAGCUUCCCCCUGCCCGUCAGUGGAGGUGUCCUGGCUGCAAUCUCCCACAAGACACUCUUCCGUCAGGGUAUACUUGCUGGUGCGAAAAGGAGGUGGAUAUCAGAUCUCUCCCUGGCCUCCCUCCUCACUCAUGUGGCCAGUCCUGUUCUCGAUCCAGAGAAGGAUGCCCUCACCCUUGCGAUUCUGUCUGCCAUGCUGGACCCUGUGCCCCAUGUCAAGCCAUGGGCCCUGUGCAGAGCUGCUACUGCGGAAGGCAUGAGGCCCAGAAGAAAUGUGUAGACACAGACUAUACCUCUGGAUGGAGCUGUAGAGAAACAUGCGAAGAAGUUCUUCCAUGUCUACAACAUACCUGCCAACGUGCAUGCCACGAAGGCCUUUGUGGAGAGUGUGAAGAACUAGUUCCAGCAAGAUGCUACUGCGGCAAAGUUUCUAACAAAAUAUUGUGCAAUCUCAAGGAAGAAGAAAGAGAAAGCCGGAACCAGAAAGAAUCUUGGAUUGGUUCUUUCACCUGUCCCGAUAUUUGUGGCAGGCUAUAUGAUUGUGGAAUCCACCAGUGUGAAAAACUCUGCCAUCCACAGGAAUUACAACCUUCUCACUGCCCUACUGCCCCUGAUAUGAUUUCAUACUGUACCUGUGGGAAGACUAAGCUUGCUGAUAUGGACACUGAGCCGCGCAAGACCUGUACGGGCCCUGUUCCAAACUGCCAGAAGAGCUGCGACAAGCUCCUGAAAUGUGGCCACACCUGCCCGAAGGCAUGCCAUACCGGCCCCUGUCCGCCAUGUUUUGUCACCACGGAUAUCUCAUGCAUGUGUGGACGAAGUACCUCGAAGACACUGUGUCAUCAGGGGAAGUUAGAGCCGCCCUCAUGCAUGCGCGUGUGCAAGGCGGCACUAAACUGCGGAAGGCAUGUCUGCGGCGAACGAUGCUGCACUGGCGAACGCAAGGCCAUAGAUCGACUCGCGACCAAGAAGAAACUCAAGUCUAUGAAUGUCAGACAAGCCGACGAGACCGAUAUCGAGGCAGAGCAUAUCUGUACCCGAGUGUGUGGCAGAUUACUGAAAUGUGGCACCCAUGAAUGUCAAGAGCUAUGCCAUCGGGGCCCCUGUGCUAGGUGUCCAGAGGCCAUCUUCCACGAAAUUACAUGCAACUGCGGCAGAUCAGUUCUCUACCCUCCCCUCCCAUGCGGUACAGGGCCGCCUCCUUGCAACUUCAACUGCGGUCGAGCGAAACGAUGUGGUCAUCCUCAGACGCCACACAACUGCCAUACCGAUGACGAGGCUUGCCCCAAGUGUCCAUUCUUGACAGAAAAGAGGUGUCUAUGUGGCAAGAAAGUCCUCAAGAACCAGCCUUGCUGGCUGGUUGAUGGUAGAUGUGGACUUGUCUGCGGCCAGGAACUACAGUGUGGCUCUCACACAUGCAAAAAGGAAUGUCACCGCCCUGGUGAUUGUGAGGAUUCGACGACUGGAUGCCAACAGCCAUGCGGGAAGGUUAAGAAGCAAUGCUCUCAUAUUUGCACUGAACCAUGUCAUGCGCCGUUCCCAUGCCCUGAAAAGACCCCUUGCCAGUCAAAGAUUAUAAUUACAUGCCAGUGUGGACGGAUGAAGCAGGAAAAACGCUGUGGUGCAUCCAAGGACAAAGACCGUCAGGGCCAUGAAGCUCCUUCCUCUCUACCCUGUGAUGAAGAAUGCGGUCGAAUCCAGCGUAAUCGCGCCAUUGCCUCUGCCUUUGGGCUUUGUGUCGACCCCUCAGCCUCCAGCAACGCAGCAGCAUCUGAGCCGCUCACUCUCGAGAAUCUACCAUACUCCAAGGGCACUCUUGAUAUGUACAUGGAACUUGCUUCAUCUUCUUCACUUUCAGCUAUAGAAACCUGCGAAUCCAAACUCUACGACCUAGCACUCAGCAUGACUGACCGUUCGGCUCGCUUCCCACCUGCUCGCGCUAACUUCCGCGCAUUUGUGCACUCUCUAGCCGAAGACUGGGGGUUCACGUCUGAGAGUUUCGACCCAGAGCCCCAUCGGCAUGUUGUUGUGUAUAAAGCAGGAGGUUGGCUACCGCCAUCCCUCGCCGGACCUGGAAUAGGCAUACGUGGAAUGAGCGUCGCCGACUGCGCCAAGUUCCGUGACAGAGAGCGAAUGAAAGAGAGAGUCGCAAAGCGUGAAGCUGCCGCCGAACGGACUAGGCUGGAAGCUGUUCUGAAAGACGCAUCUUCCGCCAGUGCCAACGACGGAUGGGCACAAGUCGUUUCGAGAAAACGCCCUGGAACGAGCAGCAGCCCAAUUGAGGCUUCUCCAUAUGCCUUUGGAACCACCACGCCUAAUGAUCUGAAGGGAAAGCUGGUCCUGCGCAGCGGCAUUGGAGCAGGACGAAAUAUCGGCUCUAACUCGCGAUUCGGUGCACUGGGGAUGACUGACGCUGAUGAGGGAGUAGUUGAAGACUGGGAGGAAGAAGUAGCGCGCGAGGAGCGAGAGAUGGAGGAGAAGAUGGAUAUGCAGCAUGACGGAAGCUCUCCAGCUGCUUAA